Molecule: messenger RNA, 1767 nt
Organism: Schistocerca americana (American grasshopper)
Lineage: Eukaryota; Metazoa; Arthropoda; Insecta; Orthoptera; Acrididae
Product: ankyrin-3-like
Exons: 6
Coding region: 128-1462 (444 amino acids)
Molecular function (GO): protein binding
Source: RefSeq, a predicted model, not a curated record
CCAAGAUAAGGAUAAAAGGCGGUCUUCGCGACAGCCCACUACACUGGCUGCAGCGGCACAGAACAGAACUCACACAUCUGAUUCUCCAGCAGUUGUUUAUUUGGCCUGACAGCAUUGUCCUUACAUCAUGUUCUGCAGAAGCGUUAGUUGGUUCAUCUGCAUUUUUGUCGCAGUACUCACAGCUGCCGACUAUAGCGACUCUCAUCCCAGUACAGGAUUCCAUCCUGUACUCACAGUCUACCACUUUGGAACUGACAAUCAGGAAUCGCCCACAGCAGAACACGUCCAGGAGGGGACAGGGGCUGCAGCUGUGGACCUGGGCGCCCUGCUGGACGCUGGAGGCAGCGCCGUGGUGACUCUGGUGGCGGGCGACACCCGUCUGGCAGCGCACAGGGCCGUCCUGGCCGCCAGGAGUCCCGUGUUCGCCGCUGUUUUCAGCCACGGCACGCUGGAGGCCGCAGUCCCAGACGUGGGGGGCCAGUUACUGCGCCACCUCGUGGCCUACAUGUAUACCCUGCAGGCCCCGCAGCUGGCCAGAAUGGCCCCCCAGCUGCUGGUCGCGGCUCAUAAGUACGGCUUGUCAGGCCUGAAGGCACAGUGCGAGCAGCAGUUGGCUGCACAGCUGUCUGUUGAGACUGCGGUGGCCACAGCUGUGCUCGCUAUUCGGAACUCCUGUAGCAGGCUUAAGAAGGCCGCCGCCGCCUUCAUAAAGACUCAUAUUUUGUACGUGAUGGCCACGAAGGAUUGGGCAGAUGCGCUACAUUGUCAGCCUGAAGAUUUAAUUGAAGUGCUCAAGCUGCUGUCUGAGCCACCAGCAGAAACCAGCACUCCAGCGACUGGAGACAGCGAGGUCACCCCCACCACUCCGCUGCACACUGGCCACAAAAACUGCAGCAGGGCUCCUGUUCCAGCUGCAAAGCACACAGCUACCUGCCCCACUCCCACAUUUGACGACGCUUCCGUCUCUUUCCUGAGGACCCUCUCGGCAGCGGAGAAAGGAAGGAGGCUGAUGAAGGCAGCUAGCGAUGGGGCAGUGCAAGAGCUGCAGAUGCUGCUGGCAGCUGGGGCUGAUGUGGGUGCGACGGAUGGGAACAAGAAUACUGCGCUGCACUGGGCAGCCUGGCAGGGUCACGUGGAAGCGGCGAGUUGUCUGGUGGGGGCUGGCGCGGAGGUGGAUGCCGGGAACUGGGUCCAGAACACGCCGCUGCACUGGGCUGCAUGGGGCGGCCGGCCGGCCGUGGUGCGGCUGCUGGAGGAGGCCUCUGCAGACCCCAAUGCCAGGAAUGUGGACGGGGACACGCCGCUGCACUUCGCGGCAGAGCAUGGCCGCACAGAGGAGGCGAUUGCACUACUCGAUGCAGGGGCUGACAGCGGGGCCAGGAAUCACAAGGGGAAAACCCCAGUGGACCGCGCCAGGCAGUUCAACCACCAACACUGGAUAGACAGGAUAAGACGAGACUAGCAGUACAAUACACACCUCUGAAGUAAAAACAACGCUAGUCUACCAAAAUCACAACAGUAGCGACAAUGUGAGAUUCAUAUAAACUAAUGUGUGUAGCAAGAAGCGAGUUUCCUUCCAUGAAAACUUAACAAUAAUCGAAACGUAUAUCAUUAAUAAUAAAUAUGUUUUUAACUAAAUUCAUUAUUGUAAAGUAAUUGGUAAGAAUAUGCUAUUACAAAUAACACCACCUCCAGUGUGGCAGUAAGGCGCUGUACUGUUGCGGUAAGUUGUUGGACCACAGUAACAAUAAAUCUUUAAUUUAAUCA